UUCUUAUCCACAAGACAAGAAAUAAGAUUGAAGUCUCAACUGUUACACAACAAAACAGAACCAAAAAAAUGGCUACAAUCUUUUCUGGAGGUUCAGUUUCACUCUUCCCUUUUCACACAAACAAGGGUACAUCAUCUUUUGCAACCAAAGCUCCAACUCUUCAUCUGAAGAAACCUUUCUCUGUCAAAUCAGUAGCUUCUCUUGGAACUGAAGCAUCAGUGUCUCCAGCAGUUCAAACCUUCUGGAAGUGGCUUCAAGAAGAAGGUGUUAUCACUGCCAAGACACCAGUGAAAGCUAGUGUGGUACCAGAAGGUUUAGGAUUGGUUGCACUCAAAGAUAUUUCUAGGAAUGAUGUUAUUUUGCAGGUACCUAAGAGGUUGUGGAUAAAUCCUGAUGCAGUUGCAUCUUCAGAGAUAGGGAGGGUGUGUAGUAAGUUGACGCCAUGGUUGUCUGUUAUGCUGUUUCUUAUAAGAGAAAGGUCAAGAGAGGAUUCUGUUUGGAAGCAUUACUUUGGUAUUCUGCCACAGGAAACUGAUUCUACUAUAUAUUGGUCAGAGGAAGAGCUCCAAGAACUUCAAGGUACUCAACUUCUGAACACAACACUGUCUGUGAAAGAAUAUGUGAAGAAUGAAUGUCUGAAACUGGAAAAAGAAAUCAUUCUCCCUAAUAAGAAGCUUUUUCCUUCUCCUGUGACGCUGGAUGACUUCUUCUGGGCAUUUGGAAUUCUCAGAUCAAGGGCAUUUUCUCGCCUUCGCAAUGAAAAUCUAGUUGUGAUUCCACUGGCAGACUUGAUUAACCACAGUGCCAGAGUGACUACAGAUGAUCAUGCUUAUGAAGUCAAAGGACCAGCUGGUCUUUUCUCUUGGGAUUACCUAUUUUCCCUAAGGAGCCCCCUUUCUGUCAAGGCAGGAGAACAGGUGUAUAUCCAAUAUGAUUUAAACAAAAGCAAUGCAGAGUUGGCUCUGGACUACGGUUUCAUUGAACCAAAUGCAGAUCGAUAUGCAUACACCUUGACACUGGGGAUAUCCGAGUCAGACCCUUUUUUUGACGACAAAGUAGACGUUGCUGAGUCCAAUGGUUUUUCUCAGACAGCAUACUUUGACAUCUUCUAUAACCGCCCUCUUCCAGAAGGGAUGCUUCCAUAUCUGAGACUAGUAGCGCUAGGGGGUACCGAUGCUUUCUUAUUGGAAUCACUAUUUAGAGACUCCAUCUGGGGUCAUCUUGAGGUUCCCAUGAGCCGUGAUAAUGAGGAGCUAGUAUGCAAAGCAGUUCGAGAUGCCUGCAAAUCCGCCCUUGCUGGUUAUCAUACAACCAUUGAACAGGAUCGCAAACUGAAAGAAGCAAAUCUAGAAUCAAGGCUUGCAAUAGCAGUCGGAAUAAGAGAAGGGGAAAAAUUGAUCCUGCAGCAAAUUGAUGAGAUCUUCGAGCAGAAAGAAUUGGAACUAGACCAGUUGGAAUACUAUCAAGAAAGGAGGCUCAAGGAUCUUGGACUUUGCGGUGAAAGUGGUGAUGUCCUUGGAGACCUCGCAAAAUACUUCUAAUCUUGCAGGAAGCAGUUGCACCAGUUAAUGACAUACUGUUGUCUGUAUUUCUUGAGGAUGAAAAUACCGAACACUUGGUAAAUCGCAAAUGUAGCCUUCUACGGUGAACGCAUACGAUGCAUUCAAUCAACCUUUCAAGAGGACCAUGAUCAAGUUUUUGACCCGGCCACAAUUAUUACAGCCCAUUACAUGCCUGCAGCUUGUAAAGUGGAACAUGUAAUGUAUGAAAUAUAAAUUACACUUCUGUACUGAUGAUUAUUUAUAAAGCAGUUGACUGCCGUGAUUACAUAGAGAAUGAACUUUAGAA
This is a messenger RNA of Medicago truncatula (barrel medic), 1848 nucleotides long. Its product is annotated as ribulose-1,5 bisphosphate carboxylase/oxygenase large subunit N-methyltransferase, chloroplastic. Gene Ontology annotation, molecular function: [ribulose-bisphosphate carboxylase]-lysine N-methyltransferase activity; protein-lysine N-methyltransferase activity; protein binding. Gene Ontology annotation, biological process: peptidyl-lysine monomethylation. NCBI's taxonomy places the organism in Eukaryota, Viridiplantae, Streptophyta, Magnoliopsida, Fabales, Fabaceae. The transcript has 6 exons. Bases 69 to 1541 code for a protein of 490 amino acids. Gene Ontology annotation, cellular component: chloroplast. The record is from RefSeq and is a predicted model, not a curated record.